This is a messenger RNA of Mangifera indica (mango), 1122 nucleotides long. RefSeq lists its product as uncharacterized. The record is from RefSeq and is a predicted model, not a curated record. The transcript has a single exon. The coding region runs from base 1 to 1122 and encodes 373 amino acids. Lineage: Eukaryota; Viridiplantae; Streptophyta; Magnoliopsida; Sapindales; Anacardiaceae.
AUGGAGAACUUGUGCAAUAGGCUUCUUCCUUGGGAAAAGACCACCAUUCUUGGCUGUCAAGAGAACUCUAGAGAAAUUUGGGCUUCUUAUGGCCUCACUGAGGUUAUGACAUCCGGCCAAGGUGUGUUUAUUCUUAAGUUCCAAGACUUUGAUGGAGUUUCUAGAGCGGUGGAAGAGGGACAACUAACCAUUGCAGGGCAGCUGUUUCUUGUUAGGAAAUGGACCACUAACCUCCCCAUGUUGAUUAAUGACGUCAAGAAGGUGGCUACUUGGGUUAGAAUGUAUGGCAUUCCUCUUGAGUUUUGGACUCCAAAAAGCCUUAGCUACAUAGCAAGUGCUAUUGGAACUCCACUUUAUGCGGAUUCUAUCACUGAAGAAGGGACAAGGCUGGAUUAUGCAAGAAUAUGCAUUGAGAUCAAAGUGGAUGCUGAAUGCCCUGACUCCAUUUGCUUAACAUUGUCGAAUGGUGAAUGUAUGGUGAUCAAUGUAGAAUAUAGUUGGAAACCUCUAAAAUGCAAUGUUUGCCAAUGUUUUGGACACUCCACAUCCUACUGUUCUUUUGCUUCAAAGCUAGAAGGCAGCUCAUCCUCAUGGAAAAUUUUGAAGGAUAGGGCCGGAACGGUGGUGGCUAAGAAACAAAAUGGGAAAGAUAACAUAAUGCAAGAGGCAAAAGGUUAUGACAAGAAGGCAAAAGGCAAAGGGGUGGAGAUACAAAAAUCGGUGGUAAUUACUCAUAAGAGUAAUAGAUUCUCGGUGUUAGCUAUUAAAGAGUCCCAUGAGCAAGACAAAACCAGAAUAGUGAUGCAUGAGAAGGGGAAUUUGGAGAGAACCACUGAUGAAGUAUAUAUGGAAGGAAAGAAAACGGUGAAUAUAGCCAGCACCUCUAAGACUUGUCAAUUCACGGGAGCAAGUGGCAAUGUUCUAGAGUGUGAUGAAACUCCCAUAAGUGUUGUGGAGGAUAUGGAUAAUGAAGCCUCUCCUACAAUAGUCCCAUUUGGUGGAAAGCUGAAGGUGGAUGAGAUGGAUCUAAGGAAGAAGGAUGUUGAUUUGAAGAGUAUGAAUUUGGGGAAGAAAUUGGCAAAGCUAAAGAAAGCAAAUUGCCCUCUCCCAUUGUCCAAAUGA